Molecule: messenger RNA, 633 nt
Organism: Nannizzia gypsea CBS 118893
Lineage: Eukaryota; Fungi; Ascomycota; Eurotiomycetes; Onygenales; Arthrodermataceae
Exons: 3
Coding region: 1-633 (210 amino acids)
Source: RefSeq, a predicted model, not a curated record
AUGGCGGGUAAAUCAAAGGCAAGUAAAAAACAGAAAAGCACACAAGGCUUUAUUGGGCGAAGAUAUAAGAAGUUUAGCAAGCAAAAGCAGGAUAAACUAUGUAGCGAUAGCACAUCAAACGCUGCCCAAGGAGAUACUUAUGGGCAUUCUGAUCCAAAUACCGCAACUGGUCUUGUUUGGUACCCCAGCCACUAUGAUCCCGCGUGCAGCCCGCAGCCUUAUCAUCCAAUGGCUCCAUGGACAGUGACCAAUAAUGCCGACCCUCAAUGGUUUGGUCCUCCAAAUAGAGUGGUGUACGCGUCGGCACGAGACGUGGCCAGCCUUAACCAGGCGUAUUGGUCGCCAGUACCAGAUGCCUAUCCAGCAUAUGGCUACCAAGGUCAUCCUCCUCCAUGUAUGAACGGCAGCUGGGACCCAAUACCUGGUAUCCAUGAAAUGAGCACCUGGGAGGGGAACCAAUCACAGUAUGUCCAUUGUAGAAACGACUCUGGCCGGCCUCAGCCUGUCAACGAACCUUCCAGGCUCCGUGGAGAUGCCCCCGAAUUUGUCCCAACACAGGAGCCACAGUCUGAAGUCGAAUCGCGGGAAGAUGGAUUCUCAACAGUUGUACUCGACGAGCCGCAUUCCGAGUAG